Molecule: messenger RNA, 4119 nt
Organism: Octopus bimaculoides (California two-spot octopus)
Lineage: Eukaryota; Metazoa; Mollusca; Cephalopoda; Octopoda; Octopodidae
Product: exostosin-like 3
Cellular component (GO): membrane
Molecular function (GO): glycosyltransferase activity
Source: RefSeq, a predicted model, not a curated record
GGAAUCCAUGAUGUUAUUGUGUACACCAAAAAUUGAAGAAUUAUUCCUAAUUCAUAUCUUUUUUUACUUUAUAUACUUUAUGCUAAAGUCAACCAAAUCGUACUUUAUUCGAGAACUGUAUAUAUUAUUGAAUAUCUUUUCUAAUGCAUAUAUAAUUUCAGCAUUAUAUAACGAUAGUUUUAAAUGGAUUAUAAAUACUUUACAUUCGUUUUUUAACCUCGUUGAAAACACGCGACAGUUUACUGGAGAUAUUCCACCAUCGUAAUAAUAUGUCACAUCCAUUGAUUUCAUUUUAGUCAUUGUUUUUUUCAUCAAACGCUCUGAAACAGGAAAAUAAAAAAGAGAGAUAUACUGGUUGGGAAAAGCAUCACAGAUAAAGUUAUAUUAAAAUAAGUCUUUUUCAUACUUAAACAAUGCACUUACCAUUGUAUCUCAUAAGAAUCAAUCACAAACUUUUAACCCUGAGUUACCCAAAUCCACUUCUAUUUGUGAUGCGCUGUAGCCAGAUCUCCCAUAUUCUUACUUAAUAUGUUGAAUCUUGACCUCCUCAAGCAAAGGGCUUGCUUUGCCCGAGUUACAUAUCGGAAUUUGUUUCGUUUGAUCACAUUCCUGGUGCUGGUGUUCGCACUUCUAAUUUUCCUUUCCCAUUAUUAUCUAUCUAAAAUCAGUGGUGAUAAUGCCAGCAGUGAAGGUGAUCAGUCACAUUCCAAACCGAACCAUUUGGGCGAAGACAAUGAAAAGCUGGAAAAGAUUGACCUUUGCUUGCAUGUCAGUGAGCUGAAGCAAAUUCGUGCGUCUGUCAACAACGAACUGCGAUUAUUAGAAAGCAAGCGCCAGCACCUGCAAGCAGAACUCUCAGGUUACAAUACGAACAUUCAAAGACUGAAGAAUGAGCAUGAAAAACUGAGAAGAGAUUUAGAACGUCUAAAAAUCACAAUCGCCCAAGUAAAAAUGGAGAAAGAAGAAAUAACCAAGCAAAAUGUCCCUCUGUUGCUUGCCCCGAAAAUCAUCCGCCCUAAUGCUUCAGAUAGUCUCUACAUACCUUUACCAAGAUAUCCCAGCAUUUGCCAGAUGCAUAAUUGUUUUGACUAUUCUCGCUGUUCCCUUAUUUCGAAAUUUCCUGUGUAUAUUUACAACCCUCAAAAAUUUUUAAUCGGAAAACACAUGAACCCUGACCUUUUGUUAAAUCUUCAGCAGUCCAGUUUUUUAAAGGAUUAUCUUACAGUCGAUCCGAACAUUGCUUGUGUUUCUAUAGUUUUCAUUGGUGAGCUCCGAGGUGUGCGUGCAAGAUCCUUGCAAUUGCUGUUGCUAAAAUUGCCAUACUGGCGUGGCGAUGGCCGCAACCACAUCUUAAUAUCCUUUAGUAAGCGCUUGUCGGACCUCGAAUUAAUUAACAAUGUAAAUACCGGUCGUGCCAUCUUAGUCAACACAUUUUUCACAUCGUCUUCAUUCCGUCGUGAUUUCAACAUUAUCAUCCCUCCAGUGAUUCGGUCAUGGCUGAGUACAUCCAGCUGGAAAGACAUGACACACAUGUCUCCAAUACAGAGGAAGUAUUUACUCAGCUAUGCUGGAGAACAUCCGGACUCCAAACCACUGCCAGCAAGUCACUUAAAGACCAUUGUAGAUAUUGAGCCAAACCCUGACGGUCAGCAAAACGCCGACACUGAAAAUCUCAGCAACAACAUCAACAGCAACAUUAACAACAGCAAUAAUAAUGGUGUAAAAAAUAAUGUAAAUAAUAACAGCCAUGCAAACAGUGAUUUCAAUGAACAAAGUUACCGGGUUCGACAACUGAAGAGUCUGAUAUCUGAGCAAGUACUAAAUAAGAACCUAGACACCAUUAUUCUGGAUACUCUGAAAGGGAUUCAGUCCUUAAAGACAGACCCCUUUUCGUUUGUGUUUUCCUGUCGCACAUCCCCCGAGCGAAUCGCAAUAGCUGGCGAGUGGUCACUGUGCGAGAGUGACCUGUACCGCCGUGAAGUUAUCAUGCAGUCUACUUUCACUUUAAUCAUUGCACCCAAAAAUACUUCCUUCAUAUCAACUCCUUUGAUACAUAUCAGGCUAUUGGAAGCCUUGAAGUAUGGCUCGAUUCCUGUGGUUUUAGGCAAUUAUGUACAGUUACCAUUUAGUGAGCUAAUAGACUGGCAAAAAGCCAUCAUAAUAUUGCCAAAGCCUCGAAUAACAGAGCUGCACUUUCUCCUACGUACAUAUACAGACACUAUUAUUGCAGAAAUGCGUCGUCAGGGCCGAUUUCUGUGGGAGACAUAUUUUUGCUCAUUUGACAGAGUCAUGGCCAUGGUUCUGGCUACAGUUCGGACAAGAUUACAAAUUCCAGCAGCCACAGCAAAAGAGGCUGCUUCUCCAAGUUUUUUCAACAUGACUGUAGUUCCUAUGAAAUUAGAGAUGGAGGACAUUGAUCCAGAGACUGAUGAUGUAUUAGGACCAGUCGAACCCCCUUUCCCCUCUCAAACCUUCAACCAUAACUUUUCACAAAUACGAAACUAUGAGAAAUUCAAUUCCUACGGGGAUCCAUUCCACUCAUUUGCUUCAACUCCAUUUGAACCUGUCCUUCCAUCUGAAGCCAAAUUCUUUGGUUCAGGUUACGGAUUUCGACCAAUUAACAAGGGAGCUGGAGGAGCCGGUAAAGAAUUUAGUGAAGGGCUCGGUGGAAAUGUUCCUCGGGAGCAAUUUACAGUGGUGAUGUUAACCUAUGAACGUGAAACUGUGCUAAUCAGUGCUUUACAGCGUCUGAAAGGAGUACCUCAUCUAAAUAGAGUAGUAGUUGUUUGGAACAGCCCUAAACCACCACCUGCUGAUCUUCGGUGGCCAGAUAUUAAUGUCCCUAUCAGUGUGAUUAAAACAGAGCGCAACACUUUAAACAACCGUUUCCUACCAUUUGAUGUAAUCGAAACUGAAGCUAUACUUAGCAUUGAUGACGAUGUCCAUCUUCGCCAUGAUGAAAUCAUUUUUGGCUUCAGAGUGUGGCGUGAGGCCCGUGAUCGUGUUGUUGGAUUCCCAGGGCGCUUUCAUGGAUGGCAAGCUGAAGAGAAGGCUUGGCACUACAAUGCCAACCAUUCUUGUGAACUGUCUAUGGUACUUACUGGAGCAGCCUUCUUCCAUAAAUAUUAUGCCUACAUGUAUUCCUACGUCAUGCCACAAGCUAUUCGAGAUAAAGUCGAUGAUUACAUUAACUGCGAAGACAUUGCUAUGAAUUUUUUGGUUGCACACCUCACACGAAAGCCUCCUCUGAAGGUGACAUCUCGCUGGACAUUUCGCUGCCCAGGUUGCUCUCAGGCUCUUGCAAAAGACGAAACUCAUUUUGAUGAGCGACACAAAUGCAUAAAUUUCUUUGCUAAAAUCUAUGGCUACAUGCCAUUACUGUACACACAGUUUCGCAUCGAUUCGGUUUUAUUCAAAACCAAAAUUCCACGUGACAAGCAGAAGUGUUUUAGGUUAAUUUGAAACAAUCGCUGCAUCAGAUCAAGAGAAAAAAAAAAAAAAAAAAAAAAAAAAAAAAAAAAAAAAGAUCCCUGAUAAAUGCUCAACUAUUUCAUUUUUACCCUCACCGCUUACAGCUAAACGUAACUCGAUGCAACGAUGCGUGCUAUCAGUUCAUCAUUGUACAUAUAAAACUUCGUCAAAACAUAAUUUAUCACUGGUUUACAAGGUUUGAAAAUAAUGACUUGGAAUAAUUGUAGGCAACUGGGGGAAAAAAGAAAAGGCCUCAAUCAUUCUGGCAAAAUACUAAAUUCUUCACUGAUAGCCAUCUCAUGAUAUUCAACCCACCUGUACAAAUUGUAUAAUUUUUUUAUUUUGUUGUUUUCUUUGUAAAGAAAAAUAACAAAAACCGAAACAAAACACACCUAGCAAUAAUUAAAACCUUCAAAUCAAAAUCUGAGCCUAUAAACAAAACAAAACAGAAAAAUGACAAUGUAGAGCCAUCUGUGAUAUCUUGUGUAGAGAUUUCUUUUGAAGAGUUCUACACACACCUGCAAACACAUACACACACAAAAUUCCACUCACAUAUACACAUUGUUAAUGAAAACGGUUUCAAAUUCUUAAAAAGUUUAUAUGUGCGUGUGUGUGUAUGUAUGUAUAUUAAAGUACAGAAGAAACAUA